Molecule: messenger RNA, 2493 nt
Organism: Darwinula stevensoni
Lineage: Eukaryota; Metazoa; Arthropoda; Ostracoda; Podocopida; Darwinulidae
Source: the annotation of a GenBank genome assembly
GGCCGAGUGUACAACGUGAGCCGAUACUUGGAGUACCAUCCGGGUGGAGAGGAGGAACUGAUGAAGGGAGCCGGGAAAGAUGCUACUGAUCUCUUCAAUCAGGUCCAUCGAUGGGUGAAUUUCGAAUCCUUGCUUCAGAAAUGCUUGAUUGGGAAGCUUCAGGAUACCAAACCCAUAUCCCUCCAGAAGCAGAGGCAGUCGUUGGAUGUAUUAUCAUCUCAUGGCCCUCCAAGUCCGUCAUCCCCGUCGAGGAAGGGGGAGGAGGUGGAGGAAGAGAAUGAGAAAGUGAGUAUCCGCUGGGACUGGCACGAGACGCCAUCCACCCUGGAGAUGAGCUUCUACACGAAAACGAAGAAGAGAGUCCGGGAGGAGGACGUCCUCGUGGACCUGGCACCUGGGAAUGAUACACUCUCGUGCACCAUCACACUCCUCCCCGAUCACCUCUACACUCUAUCUGUUACCCUUGCUCACCCCGUUCAAUCCAGGGUCAUGGUCCGCUCCUUUUCCAACGCUGACAAGGUCUGCUUAUAUGAAUCAUUCCUUGGCACUUGCUAUUCUCGACGUGUGUCCUUGUAUCUGAAAAAAGUGACCCAAGGUUUGUGGAAGAACUUAGGAGAAGGUAGUGAUGGGGAUGGGGAGCUGAGAGCAUUGAAGGAUGCUCCAGUUGUCUAUCGAGAGUGGGAAGUGACAAGGAAGGAGGAGGUGACCCACAACACGCGUCUCUUGCAACUCCAAGCUCCUCCUACCUGCCUUCACCUCCGUCCACCUCUAGGGUAUCAUGUCCAUAUCCGCCUCCACAUCUCUGAAGGGGUGGAUGUGGUUAGAAGCUAUACGCCUGUUGCAUCUGGGUUGGAGGACUUGGAAGAGAAGAGUGUGGAUGGAGGCCACAUUUAUCUACUAGUCAAGAUUUACCAAGAAGGAGCCUUAACUCCUCAACUUGAUGCCCUGCAAGUUGGUCAAAAGGUGGAGGUGAGCAACCCAGAGGGUGGUGGGAACCCAUUUGAUGAAUCCAAGCUGGAAAGAUGUCAGAGGCUGGUCCUCUUGGCUGCUGGGACUGGUUUCACCCCUAUGGUUCGACUUCUUCUCCGUGCAAUUAGGCAUCCGGAGAAGCAGGUGUUAUUGGUGUUAUUCAAUCGGACUAAAGAAGACAUCAUUUGGAUGGAGGAACUUGAUUCUCUCUCUCAGGUUCAUCCCAACUUUCAAGUGGAGCAUAUCCUGAGUGAAUCAAGUGGAGUAUCAUGGGCUGGGCAUCGGGGUCGCAUCUCCCGAUCCCUCCUUGAUCAACUCCUCCCAAUUGUGGAGGAGGAUCAACACCUCUUUAUCUGUGUCUGUGGACCACAGCCUUUCUGCCAACUUGCCCAUCAAUGCCUGGAUGAACUUCAGUAUUCCUCUGAGCAGAUUCACAUGUUCCAGGGCUGAGUGUCUUCCUGAGGGCUCUAUACAAAAACCAUAUUUGCCCGAGGAAAGACAAAGACAGAAGAAAGUGGAUCAAAACUCAUCACAAUUUUCAUAUCAUGGAGAGUACUCCCUGUUGUCUGCAUAUUUUUCCCAACCACUGCACACAUCAUGAUAUUUCAAGUUGUGCUUAGGUGCAGGGGUUCACCUGAUCAUCUGUGGGUUCCAGUAACACCUCCAUUUUUUACCAUGACGACAAUGAACUGAGGAGAGGAGAGGAGAAAUGUUCUAAUUUUAUUCAUCCUACCUUUUCACUUACCUGCUCUUUAUUACAUGCUUCACUCACUUAUAUUGAAUGUUCACUUGACAAAUAUUGAUAAAUUCAAUGCAGGAUUAGCUAAAUGUACUGUAAUUCAAUGUUCAUCAUGCACAGUGUCAAUGAUGCUCACAAAAUUGUCAGAAAAGGCAUUGUACAUGUGAACUUUGUUAUUGAGAAUCUUAUUAUCAUCUAUUAUUUAGAGUGGUGCUGCCAUGAGCAUGGCAAUCAUACCAUUUGGCAACUUCAUGUCACUGUUUUCUUGCAGCAUAUUAUGUACACUGUAGAAUGGGUGCAAUUAGUGACUCCUGUCAGAAGAGACAAGGCCUUUCUGUACAUUUUAAUAUUUGUUUCAGUGGCAAAAGUUUUAAAAGGCCUAUGAGUUGCUCUGGAGUGAGAAGGUUUGGCAGAAGAGGAUCAUGCAUGGAAUAUCAGCAAAAAUAUUGAUUUCAACAAGAAAACUGGACACAUGGCAAGUACAGGGUGUCCCAACGAAUCGUAACGAUUUGAUUUUUUAAUAACUUAUUUCAUUCUUCACUGAUUCUGAUUGCGUUUAUAUCCUUUUGUAGAAAAUUUCAAUAGAAUUUAAUUGACACCUAGUUGAGCUCAAAUGGAUAAAUGUGAAAGGAAUUACAACGGUUUCCGUGAGGUACACUUUUUUUUAAUCGAAAAAUAAGGUACAUUUUGCAACCUAUACCAUUUAUUGCAAUCAUAAAAAAAAACAAAAUUUACGAUGCGUAGGUAAUCUCAAUGUGUGCCCCAUUAUUGUCAAUGUAUCGCUG